AUGCCUAUGCAUGCAAGUUACCCACUGUCUCAGGAGCAGCUUAAGGGUAUUCUCAAGAAACAUGACACCAACGGAGACGGAAAGCUCAGCAGGGAAGAACUGAAGGCAGCCUUUCGCAGCCUAGGUUUGCAGUUCAGUGGCUGGAAAGCUUGGAGAGCCGUCCACCAUGUCGACGCCAAUAGAGAUGGGUAUGAGCAGCUUAAGGGUAUUCUCAAGAAACAUGACACCAACGGAGACGGAAAGCUCAGCAGGGAAGAACUGAAGGCAGCCUUUCGCAGCCUAGGUUUGCAGUUCAGUGGCUGGAAAGCUUGGAGAGCCGUCCACCAUGUCGACGCCAAUAGAGAUGGGUAUGUUAGUGAAGAGGAGAUGAAUGAGCUUGUUAAGUAUGCUAUGCAAUGGGGGUUUACUAUUAAUUAA
Molecule: messenger RNA, 417 nt
Organism: Ilex paraguariensis (yerba mate)
Lineage: Eukaryota; Viridiplantae; Streptophyta; Magnoliopsida; Aquifoliales; Aquifoliaceae
Source: the annotation of a GenBank genome assembly